AUGCAACCGAUAUCAGGCGCGAGAAAGAUUAUGGAACAGGAGAUCUGCAGAUUCCUUGGAAGGCAUCGGUUCCUCAGCCUCCAGGGCCUCCUCGCCCUGGACGCCUCGGCCCUAGCCGGUGCAUUUCUUGACCUCUCGACAUCGACUCAUGUGAUACUCCAAGAGAACACAGCCCAGUCGAGGUUUUGCGUGGUGCGGUCCAGGCUUUCUUGCGGCAAGGGGCCUCUCUGGGCUGAGCGCAAAGCCGUUUACCGGGUUUCUCCUACACACUACCGCGCUUCUGAUACUAGCCCGGGGCCCGAACGCCCACGAUUGGGCCCCCUUUUCUUCCCCGCGGGGUGGGAUCUGCGGAUCGCGCGAGUUACCCAGCCCACACGACGUUCGAUUUCCUGUCUGGAUCAGUGGUUCAGCAUUUCGGCAGCUUUGUGGCUGCAUCUGCUACUUGAAGCUGUACGGCUCUUCGGCUUCUAA
Colletotrichum orchidophilum is the source of this 471-nucleotide messenger RNA. RefSeq lists its product as uncharacterized. Lineage: Eukaryota; Fungi; Ascomycota; Sordariomycetes; Glomerellales; Glomerellaceae. The record is from RefSeq and is a predicted model, not a curated record. The transcript has a single exon. Bases 1 to 471 code for a protein of 156 amino acids.